Molecule: messenger RNA, 1248 nt
Organism: Ostreococcus tauri
Lineage: Eukaryota; Viridiplantae; Chlorophyta; Mamiellophyceae; Mamiellales; Bathycoccaceae
Product: HSP40/DnaJ peptide-binding
Exons: 1
Coding region: 1-1248 (415 amino acids)
Biological process (GO): protein refolding
Cellular component (GO): cytoplasm
Source: RefSeq, a predicted model, not a curated record
AUGACGCGCGCGCGGACCAUCGUGGAGACGCUCGAGCGCGCGCGCGCGGCGUGGAGGUCGUGCGGACGAUCGGGAGGGGUGGGCGGACGCGCGCGCGGGACGACGGCGCGCGGCGUCCGGGACGGCGCGCGAGAACUCUCGACGACCGGUGGCGCCCGGGGGACGGGGGUGGGAUGGCUCGGGAGGUGUGGUGAUCACGCGUGGGCGUCGUGGAGGCUCGGGGUCGCGUCGAGGGCUGGAUUUAAGACGUCCGCGAGCUCGAGCGCCAAGGGGCGGAAUUAUUACGAAGUGCUCGGCGUCGACCGGGGGGCGAGCGCGGGGGAGAUAAAGAAGGCGUACUACGCGCUGGCGAAGAAGUAUCAUCCGGAUACGAAUAAGGGUGACGCCGAGACGGAGAAGGCGUUUCAAGAGGUGCAAAAAGCGUACGAGGUGCUGCGGGACGCGAAGACGCGGAGCACGUACGACCAAGUCGGGCACGGGAAUUACGAGAGCAUGGAGAGCGGCGGCGGUGGACCGGGCGGAGGUUUCAGUGGGUUCCAAGAUUUUGGCGGUCAGGGUGGAUUCGGCGGAUUCUAUCAAGCCGGAGGUGGCUCGAGCGGUGGGUUCGACCCGUUCGAGGAAGUGCUGCAAGAUUUUUUCGGCGGCCGAGGCGGCGCCCGCGACAUCCAGGCGACGAUUGAAAUCACCCUCGAUGACGUCCGACGCGGUGCGAGUCGAGAGAUAAAUAUUCCCGAAACGGUGAUUCAGGUUCGAGGAAAGCGAGAAACGCAAGCGGCGCGGGACGUGAAGGUUGAUAUCCCGAGAGGAGUCGAGGAUGGCCAGCGCCUUCGCGUCGCGGGCGAGGGCAUUCGAGGCGUGAACGGACGCGCGGGCAGUCUCUACAUCAACGUGCAAGUCCGUCCUGAUCCGAGAUUCAGACGGGUUGGGGCUGAUCUCGUGACCCUCGUCGAGAUUCCCUUCUACACCGCCGCCCUUGGAGGUGUCACCAAGGCACCAACGAUGGACGGAGACGUAGAGGUGAAAGUGCGGAAGACAACGCAGCACGGCGAUCAAUUGCGACUGCGCGGACGAGGUCUUCCCGUCCUCGGCACGGCGCUCAUGGGCGAUCUAUUCGUUCGAUUUAGCGUGUCCACGCCCGCGAAUCUCAACGAGCGCCAGAGAGAGCUCCUCAACGAGUUCGCCGAGGAAGAGAACAAGAAGAACGCCACACCCGUGCCGAGUGAGGAAAAAGAUAGCAAAGAGGCGUGA